This is a messenger RNA of Closterium sp. NIES-67, 1347 nucleotides long. The record is from the annotation of a GenBank genome assembly. Lineage: Eukaryota; Viridiplantae; Streptophyta; Zygnematophyceae; Desmidiales; Closteriaceae.
ACUCAGUUUCAUUUGAUGCAAAGCUGCUUCAGUUCGUUUCCUUCAGGCGUCUCCUUAUCACGAUCGCGAUUCACGACGCCACGCUUCUUCGAAGGCAGUCGCGGCGGCAGCUCUGCAUCCUAAUCCUCCGAGACGAUUGCCACUGGGGUCUCCUCCUUCGUGAAGUUUUUAGUAAAUUUAAUAGCAGCAUUUUAGGUUUCAUUGAGUGUCGGGCAAGUCGUGAGUAGCGUUUGGUAGCAGAUUAGGUUACAGUCUCCGAGCCAGUCGCUCCUCCAAGAUACCACCAUGGACGACGAUCCCAUGACCGGCGACGGCGCAUCGCUCCAGCGCAUGCCGACGCUCCACGUUCGCGAAAUUCGCGAUCGGUUCCUGAAAUUCGAGCUUCGCGAAACAGACGUGUCCGUCGCGAAUGUUCUUCGCCGAGUCAUGAUGGCCGAAGUGCCCACCAUCGCCAUAGAUCUCGUCGAGAUCGCGAAUAACACUUCGGUGCUAAACGACGAAUUUAUCGCACACAGACUAGGCCUCAUCCCAUUGGUCAGCGACCGUGCGAUGUCCAUGAAGUUCUCUCGCGACUGCGACGCGUGCGACGGCGACGGCCCGUGCGAGUACUGCGCAGUGGAGUUCACGCUCAACGUCAAAUGUACGGGAGAUGACACGCUGGACGUUACAACUCACGAUCUGGUGCCGUCGUCGAGUGACGACAGCGACGACGCUGUCCUUCCUGUGGAUUGCACGAGACGAAUUGAGGGGGAGGACGGCGAGGAGAAAGGAAUCGUAAUUCUGAAACUGCGGAAAGGCCAGGAGAUCCGUCUCCGUGCAAUCGCCAGGAAGGGCCUGGGCAAGGAUCACGCCAAGUGGUCGCCGGCUGCUACAGUGACGUUCAUGUACGAGCCCGAGAUCACCAUCAACCACACGCUCAUGGAUGGCAUGACCCUGGAGGAGAAAAGGGAGUGGGUGGAUUCAUCUCCGACUCAAGUCUUUGGGAUUGACGAGCAUGGCCAGGUUUAUGUAGAGAAUGCGGAGCUGUAUGCGUAUGACGACGAGGUCAUAACCAAAGCAGAGGAUUUGGGUCGACCUGGCCUGGUGGAUAUUCGGCCGCGCCAGGACAGCUUUAUCUUCACGGUUGAAUCGACUGGAGCUUUAUCUGUAGAGAGAAUGUUUUUGGAUGCGGUGGAGGUUCUUCGGCAAAAGAUUGAAGCAGUGAGGCUGUCCGGGGACGGGGAUGAAGGUGAUGAUGACCACCUUGCCAAUUUCAUGCGUCGUGGGUAGGCCGAAUAUAUGUUUGUACUCAGCUUCUUGCCGAUAUAUCUUGUCUUCAAUUCCGGCAUGUUUUAACACUAGUUAACC